Gasterosteus aculeatus aculeatus (three-spined stickleback) is the source of this 1785-nucleotide messenger RNA. RefSeq lists its product as uncharacterized. NCBI's taxonomy places the organism in Eukaryota, Metazoa, Chordata, Actinopteri, Perciformes, Gasterosteidae. The record is from RefSeq and is a predicted model, not a curated record.
AGCUCGUCUUCGUCGACCUCCACCUCUACACAGCUCGUCUUCGUCGACCUCCACCUCUACACCGCUCGUCUUCGUCGACCUCCACCGUCGUCUCCAUCCUUUCCCUCAUGGCCGCCGCAUCCAAGUCCUCCCAGAUGGUGAAGAACGUGGUGCUGGCCCUGCUGACCCUGUGGUCCCUCAUCUCCCUGGUCGUCAUCGUGGUGUGGGCGACGUCCCCGGACCUGAAGGGCUCCGCCGCCUGCCGCGCCGAGCUGCAGGAGGCGAAGGAGAAGAUGGAGGCGGCCAAGGUGGUGUGGAGCAAGAACAAGGUGGCUCUGGAGGAGAAGCUGGAGGUGGCCAGGGAGGAGCAGCUCCACCAGAGUGCGGAGAUCCUGCGGCUGGUGGGACGCCUCGGCGCCACCAACGCCACCCUGGAGGAGUGCCGGCAGGAGAAGGUGGUCCUGAACGGGAACAUCAGCGUCCUGCACGAGAGGGUGGAGCAGCUCCGUCAGACGGAGGCCAACCAUACGGCUCGGAUCGGCCUGCAGGAAGAACACAUCGAGACCCUGCAGCAGAACCUGACCCAGGCGGGCCACCGGGCCGAGUCCCUGUCCAGCCUGAAGGCCGCCGCUGAGAACCACAUGCAGGCGGCCCAGAGUGAGACCAGCGCCUGCAAUUCCAGGAAGGAGUUCCUGCAGAAACAACUUCAGAAGUGCAAAGACGGGGUACCUGAAGCUACUCGGGAGCCGCAGAAGACGGACCUGUCCUCCUCCACCUCGCCCCUCUCUGGUAUUCCUGCGCUGACGCUGCUGACCUGCAGCUCUCUGCUUCUGAUGACCUGAGGUCAGCGAGGCGGCGACCUGUCGUACGGCGGCGAGCACUGUAUUCCAGGACGGAGGCGGAGCCUGGACGGACCACAUGACUGCUGUACAAACAUCCUGUCUGCGUAACAAACACACAAAAAGAGAUCGCCAUGGAGACGCUGGCACGAUGAAUGAUUGGACAGAAACUUUGCUUUGACUUGAACAGCCGACACGUUUAAAGAUUUUUAAAUGCGUCUUCACCACUGAGUUUUUUUAGUUUAUGUCUUCAUGAAGCUUAACGACUGCUUUUACUUUUUGCUGCUGCUUCGUCCUCUUAAAUAUAAAAAAAUGAAAUCCUGACUUUAAUGCAAAAUAACUUUCUGUCGAGAGAACAUUACCGAAUGUAUUUCACAGGACAAUAUUUCCCUCUGAGAUGUCAUUGAGGAGGAGUAUAAAAGGGCCGACAUUCCAAAUACUGAAGUAAAAUACAUCAGAACUUUAGUUCAGAACAGUUCCUUGAGUCUAUGUACUAGUUUACCUUCACCACCACACAGCGGGGCUUUCAGGGACAUCGGAGAGUUGAGAAUUAGCUACUGAACAAAGAACCUGAGAAACAGAAAUAACGAAUCAGUAAUAUUUUCUGUCAUGAAUCAGGACUUUGUUCCCAGAAUGCAGCAUGUUUUUUCUGUUCUUCAUGCCCUUUUAAUACAGUUGAAACAUCUGGGUCUUUAUUCAAAGAGGAAGUUAGGCUUUCACAAUAAGAGCAGACAAGAUGACUCAAACCCAAAAGGUCCCUGUUUGUACCUGACGGUUAAAUCCGACCCGAUGUGUUGAGUGAGCUGAAGUCCGAUCAAUAACUGAUGACGUAAUCGCAACACACCGGAGUCUUGAACAGCUGAUCCACAGUCCGCUAGACUGUGAAGCAACGACUCGACUUUUAGAAGCUUUUAGAACAAGGGGGUAGGAGGGGUAUAAAAUAAUAAAACUGAGUUUCUAAACUGUU